AUGGCUCACAGCAAGCGCAACACAUCCAGGGCGGUGUUCACUUCUCAUGAACGUGAGAUGGCCAAGAGUGCCUGGAACUCAACCUCCGCACGCCUGUCAAGAGACUCGUUCCUGCCAUUUGCUUCAUGCAAGUUGUGUCUUCAGCCAGCCGUAUCUCCAGUAUCUUGCCUCCAUGGAGACAUGUUCUGCAGAGAAUGUGCCUUGAACAACAUUCUGUCCCAGAAGAAAGAGAUCAAGCGCCUUGAAAAAGCAAAAGGCAGGCAAGAAGAGGAUGCAGAGGGAGACAGGGAAAGAGAGGAUGCCGAGGCAAAGGCCAGAGCCGUGCAAGACUUUGAGAGAAUCCAGAUGGGACUGGAAGCCAAAACGAGAAGCAACAUCUCCGAUCAGAAGAUUACUGGCAGAGAAAUUAGCAAGAUCUUUGUGGAUGAGGACGUUGUAGGUGGAAAGAAAGGCGGGAAGCGGAAGUUUGAGUUGGAUGAGGAUGAGCUCCUCCGAAUUGCUAGGGAAGAGAGAUCAAAGGCAAGAAAGGCCAUCGAUGAUGAGAAGGCUUCAAAGACAACUCUGCCCUCCUUCUGGGUCCCUUCCAUCACCCCUUCGUCCAAUACCGGCACGACCUUGCACGCUGUUGUGAAGAAGGCCAAAUUAUCUCCUGUGUGUCCGGCUUCCCCAGCUGAUAAGCCGCAUAACUACUCACUGCACACUCUUGUGGAAGUUAAUUUCACUGAGGAGAAAGAAGCCGCUACGAAAACGAGUCGGCCGAUUUGCCCAUCAUGCAAGAAGGCUUUGAGUAAUACUUCCAAGGCAAUGCUAGCCAAGCCCUGUGGACAUGUCUUGUGCAAGAACUGCGUGUCUAAGUUCAUGACACCAGCCGGCGUCCAUGAUCCUCAUGCGCCAGGCGUUGACCAGAACGCAGUAGCUUGCUAUGUCUGCGAGGCUGACCUGACGGAGAAGAAGUGCAAGGCUGAAAAGGGGGCUCUCGAGCCUAAGCUCAAAGCAGAGAAGGAGAAGAUCAGGCCGGGACUUGUAGAGAUCAAGUGCGAAGGCACAGGGUUUGCUGGAGGAGGAAAGGCCAUCGUCCAAUCAGAAGGCGUCUCCUUCCAGUGCUAG
Molecule: messenger RNA, 1107 nt
Organism: Drepanopeziza brunnea f. sp. 'multigermtubi' MB_m1
Lineage: Eukaryota; Fungi; Ascomycota; Leotiomycetes; Helotiales; Drepanopezizaceae
Cellular component (GO): nucleus
Molecular function (GO): ubiquitin protein ligase activity
Source: RefSeq, a predicted model, not a curated record